Cricetulus griseus (Chinese hamster) is the source of this 9146-nucleotide messenger RNA. Lineage: Eukaryota; Metazoa; Chordata; Mammalia; Rodentia; Cricetidae. The record is from RefSeq and is a predicted model, not a curated record.
AUGCCCCUACACUACCGUGCCACACUGGGUAAUGAGACAUACCAGGGUGCCUCAGCAGCAGGUCCUUACUCACACGGGGCUGCUGUGCUCCAGGGGGGAGCAAGAAAGACAGAUAAGAAAGAGACCUCUGAGAGAGCAGGAGAGCUGCCAUCUGAGCCCACGCAGGGGAGGAGGUACAUCCGCACCAUGUACCUGGGGAUUCAGAGCCAGCGGCAGAAGGAACACCAGCGACGCUUCUACUGGGCUAUGAUGUACGAAUAUGCAGAUGUCAACAUGCUGCGCCUCCUGGAGACCUUUCUGGAGAGCGCCCCCCAACUGGUGCUACAGCUCUGCAUAAUGAUCCAGAAGAACAGCCCAGAGCAGCUGCCCUGUGUCUCCUCUGUGACUUCCCUGAUGUCCCUGGCUUGGGUGCUAGCCUCCUAUCACAAGCUGCUGCGGGACUCCAGGGACGACAAGAAGAGCAUGAGUUACAGAGGGGCCCUCAUCCACCUCUUCUGGCGCCUCUUCACCAUCUCAUCCCGAGUUAUCUCUUUCGCCCUCUUUGCUUCCAUCUUCCAGCUGUAUUUCGGGAUCUUCGUGGUGGUGCACUGGUGCGCCAUGGCCUUCUGGAUCAUCCAUGGAGGGACAGACUUCUGCAUGUCCAAGUGGGAGGAGAUCCUCUUCAACAUGGUGGUAGGGAUCGUGUACAUUUUCUGCUGGUUUAACGUCAAGGAAGGGCGGACUCGAUACCGAAUGUUCGCAUACUAUACAAUAGUCUUGACCGAGAAUGCUGCCUUGACGUUCCUUUGGUAUUUUUACAGAAACCCGGAGAACACUGACUCCUAUGCCGUGCCAGCACUGUGUUGUGUCUUCGUUAGCUUUGUGGCUGGGAUUGCGCUCAUGCUCUUAUACUAUGGCGUGUUGCAUCCCAUGGGGCCGCGGGCUAAGGUCUUUGCCAGCUCCUGUUGUGCCGAGCUGCUCUGGGGCAUCCCUUUGCCCCCUGAUGUUGAGCCUAUGGCACCUCAGACCCCUGGGUACCGGGGGACCCAGGUCACUCCCACCAGAGCCGUGACGGAACAGCAGGAAGACCUCACGGCUGACACUUGCCUGCCCGUAUUCCAAGUGAGACCCAUGGGGCCCUCCACCCCAUCAGGGCGUCCUUACCACCCAGAAGGGCCCCUGAUUAAGAUUGACAUGCCAAGAAAGCGGUACCCGGCCUGGGAUGCGCACUUUGUAGACAGGAGGCUGCGGAGGACUAUUAACAUCCUGCAGUAUGUCACUCCCACUGCAGUGGGCAUUCGCUACCGAGAUGGGCCUCUGCUCUAUGAGCUGCUGCAGUAUGAGUCUUCACUCUAGAACACCUUGACCCAGAUUGAGAAGGGGACCUUAAGUUUGGUUGCGGUCAAUGCCGCCUGCAAGAAAUAUAGUCCUCCCUUCCCCCAAUACACAGAACAACCACCACCACCGCCACCACCGCCACCAACACCACCACCAACACCACAAAAAGAUCAAUAAGUCACAUCCCCUUCAGAUAAGCUUUCUUUCCAGUCACUAUAUGUAUACAAAGAUAUUCUCUAUGUUUUGUAAGUAAAAACAAAAAGGAAACCUUUCUUUUGUUUUUUACACAUAAGAAACAGUAUUGAAAAAAAUAAUCCCACACUACAGUUCCUAGGGUGGAGAAGGAGAAGCUAUCUCCUCUCCAAAAGAAACAAACAAAAAAGUUUUCUACUUUACACCAAGUGUAGAUCAUUUAUGGGAUUGGUGCUGAUUGAGAGAACAAAACAAAAACAAAACAAAACAAAACAAACAAAAACCUUCAACUGCCUUAUGCCCUUAGGUGCUGAGUUUCUUUAGGUACUGUCAUCUUUUCUCACACGAAACUCUCUGGUAACUUUUGUACCAAGAGAGAAAAAAAAUUAAAUAAUCAAAUGAAACAAAAAUCUGCCAAUAGAGCAAACAAAUUAAAACAACAAACAGAUAUCAUACCAAAACAAUCCUUCCUAUCUGAUGAUUUGUAUUGAAAAACAAACAAACAAACAUCAAAUUGACCAAAAGCAAAGGCAUAGAAACCCCUCUUUUUUCAAAUUCUCUCGCCCCCUCCCCAUUUUUCAAAGCCUUCUAGAAGCUAAAGGGCUACUUGGAUCUCCACUGGCCGGAAAAGCUACUCGAAGGCUGACUAUGUGCCAUUUUAACAUUUGCCUAGCAAGAAUUACAUUGUUUUCCCGUGGAAAAAAAAUUAAUAAAAAAAAAAAAGACAAAACAAGAAUGAAACCCCCAAACACCCAAUUUGGUAAAUUCUAAAAGCAGAUCAAAGGAAGUGUCCAUAAACACCAUCAAAGAGAAUCAGUAAUGAUAAAACUCAGCAUGGUAGCAAAAAGGACGACAUUUAAAGGCACAAUACUUAGUCCGUGACUGGCGACAGUGAUCUCUUCCGUCAUUUUAAGGCUGAGAAGGGUUGUGUGUGUGUGUGUGUGUGUGUGUGUGUGUGUGUGUGUGAUGUGUGACAGUGCGGAAGGCCUCUUCUCUUUUCAUUUAGUGGGAAGCCUUAAAUUGAUCUGGAAAGAAUUUUUCAUUUUUCAUUUGUGCUUUUGAAAAAAAUAACAUAAAGAGGAACACUAGAGUAUUUAUCUAUAAAAAAGUCAAAUCGUAUUAACUGACACAUUUCACAGACUGGUGCUUCUGUCAGUGUGGUUGGCUGAGAGUCAUUCAGCCUGGUGCAUUUGGGGUGAGUGGACUCUGUGUGUGUGUGUGUGUGUGUGCAUGUGUGUGUGUGUGCGCGUGUGCAUGUGUGUACACCUGCUGCAAGGUCUUGCCAGAAAUACACAAAAAUUGAAGUGAGGCAGAUACCAUGGUAACUGGGAGAAGGGAUUGUGAGGGGCUGGAUGGAAAGGUAGCGAAAGUGGCCCCUGUAUGGGCCAUCCACCUGGAGAGCAGGGCCCCACCCCAGCAGCAGAGGCUGUCCUUCCAGGCCCUGCGGCUUUGGUGAGGAUUUGAGUUAACUGUUUAUUUUCUCGCUAUACCAAGGUGAAUUUCUGGAGGUGUCACAAGUAUGUCUGACCAUUUGUAAAAAUUUUAAUUUGUUUUUGGAAGGUACUGUUCCUUUAAAGAGUAUUUCUGUUUUAGGGUAUUAUUUCGAUACCAUUCUAUCUCUACUUGGGCACACACACAAAAAAAUAUGAAAAAAAAGAAAAAAAUAAUCAUAAAAAGAAAAGAUAUCUCUGCAAAAGAUAUAUAUGUGUAAAUAUAUAUAUAUCUAUAUAUACAUACACAGUAUUUUUAAGUACAUGCUGUUAGUCUUUGUUGUCUGUGGUUGUGAUAGUUUUUUAAUUCUGGAUGUAACUGUUCAGGGUGCAAGACCUCACACUGAGCUAUACUUAAGAGAAGUUCAAAAACUGAGGAAUUUUUUUUUUAUGUUUGAUGAAUUUUUUAAUUUUUAUUUUAAAUAACUAUUCAAAAAAGCCCCUCCUGGUCACCCCUUCAUGGUUUAUCUGAAUCUUUUUUUUCCCCUUAAACCUUAAAACAUAUAUUAAUUGUGAAACUAAAUGCUCCCUCCUUUGUCCCACCUCCUUAUCUCAUGUGUUACCACAACUUUGCAGGACUUUCCUAAGAUGGGGUCUCAGGGGGUCCUACCUGGUCUCUGCUCUGGGAAGCAGGAUACAACAGAGCACACUUGGGCUGAGGUGAAGGCCAUCUGGGCUGCCUCUGCCUGGCAGGGAGCAAGCCAGGCAGAGAGGGGCUGCUUGGAGCUGUGUGUGUGAGUAGUGAACAAAGGGUACGCCCUACAAGACAUGUUCACUCUAUUCUGCGCCCACCACAGCUCUGUCACCAAGCUACAGUCCAGGCUCUGCUCAGACUGGGGAAGAAGAGUCCAUUUGUGGGGUGACAUGGCAUUCCUUUGGCCAGCUCUGAUCCCAAGUCUUGGGUGUCCCAGGUCUCCGGCUCUGUGUGGCCUCUGGACCUCUGCCACUCCACUUGUUUGUCUAGUCUUAGUCACAUUUCCAUUUCAUCUCUUGCUCUUUGAUCCCACCAUUGGCUUUAGUCUGCCACCUCUGUGUGGACCACUCUAUCUUUAGCACACGUGCACAAGCACACGUGUUCAUGUUUACACAAAACUUAGAAAGUGUGGCUAUUGGCUGGAGCAUCCAAAGUUGGGGAAACAGUUUCCAGCAUAGGGAAGCCUUAGCCAUGCUCAGUGAAGGAGGAGGAAGUCAUGACAUCUCACCAGCCCUUGCUUUAGCCUUGGUGGGUUUCGGCUCCUUUCCUUCUUUAGUAGCAUACCCAUCCCCCUCUUCCACCAUGCCUUACCUUUCCCCAAUAACACAAUUGAAAAUGUACAUCUGUGGACAGGAGCCUGGAAGACCAGAGAGACAAGAAAAGGCCUGAAAAGUGAGCCAAGAAGCAGAGAAAGGCGGCAGGGAGCAAAGAUUGAGAGAUCUGUUUCCCCUGGCAGCAUUGCCCUCAUCAUCUUAUAGAGCCCCAUCUCCAGUCUCUUUUGUUAUUAGGCAUUACUUCCCACGAAGUCUUCUAGUGUCCUUCCCCUUCAGAGGCUAUUGGUGGCUGGCUGACUUCCCAAGUGUCACUAAUAGACUUUAUACAUUCUCAGUGUCUUCCUCCCAGAUAACCUCAGAAUCCCACAGCAGGACCACUGAACCAAGGCAUAGUGUCCUCACCCCACUCUGGCAAUCUGCUUUCAUACUGACAGGUGUCUGGGUCCCCAACAACCUUUCCUUCUGUGAGUUAACAAAUCCAUCUAAGUUUUCCCCAGCUGCAACCUAUAGUCUUGCGAAAUAAAUCUCUACACCUAUCUCUUCCCCUGGACCUCUUGAUGGCGAAUACCCAACUCCUAAUAUUUAGCUUUGGUAGAUAAGCCUUUUGGUACCUUGUUCUUUCUUUCCAUAUUGUCCCCCACCAUAGACCAUGCCUAUAGACCCCCAUAUUUCAUUCCUCUAAGCACACAGAACAGUUGGCUUUUUCUCUUGUUCUAAGAAAUGUGGUCCUAUCAGUGCACCAAGACUGAUACUGUUAGAAUUGUUUCUGCAAGCCUCCCCUCAACCCCAGAAGCUUGGGUGGCUCUGCCUUGGGAUUCUUCAGGUCUCUCAAGGACAUGAGAUAGGGGAAGUUAAGCAGAUCUAAACCCAUCAAAUCUGCUCCCAUUGACUCCACUUGCCCCAGAAUUUCUGAUAUCUCAAGCACAGUCUAUCUAUACGAAGUGUCUCCCUGCUCUUUAAGGUCAGACUUGUCCCAUAAUGGAACCAGGGAUGUUAGGACAAAUACACAAAGCCCAAGUAGAUUGGGGGCUGGAAGACAGCAAGAUCCAUCUUUCCUAACUGUCCCACUCAAGGAAAGACACAUCCCCCUGUGACCUGGAGGACCCUGUACCCUACUCCAUAGACACAGAGUUUUUUGUUUUCCCUCUGUCCUCUUGACAGCAAUUGGUCCCAUGGUGGCUAAAAGAGGGUAGAACCUAUCUGGUCCUAAGGACAACUGUUCUGGUCUUAUGACCUUUCACGCUACAGGCUUCAGAUCUGAUACAAAUCUAAUUCUCAAAAAAAAUAUAAUAUUUUUAAAAGCACCAAAUCAUCACUUUCUCCAUUCUUCCUCAGACCUGUUGUCACCCCCCCAGAUGUUUGUCUCCUUCUGAGCAGCUCUGGGAAGGUCAGGUGCCCCUUCGUCACCUGCAUCUGAGUUCCCUUUGCAGUUCCUCAUCACCAAAAACUAAUGCAUGAUUUCUUUUCCCCUUGUCUAUUCUGUGCCUCAUUAACUGGGUCUCUCAUGAGCCCCAAGUUUUGAUGAUUCUGGACCUGAGAAAAAUUUCUCUACCCAUUACCUUGGAGCAGAGCAAGAUAACUUCUGUGUGCACGUUUGGGCCCCUGGUGUAGGGAAGGAGUUCAGAGGAGAAUAUGGUUGGGCGUGUAUCCAAUACCCUGCAGCACUAAGUCUUGGGCCAAGUGGUUAUGGGUAGUCAUUUUGCAUCUAUUUGCACAGCAAUUGGCAAAUGCUAAAAUAACCACACCAGAUUUGGCUGGGGGCAUGGUAUACAAAUUUGACAUCGAAAGGGAAAGCAUGGUCAGUGUAAUUCCAGGGAUCCAAGUGGCACUUGGAAAACUGCCAGGGAAAGCUGAGCAUGCCCCAGUGAAUCCUGGGAAAGACAAUACAUUGGAGAAGGAGAGGACUCUGAGGAGUCAACCUCCUCAAGUACCCAAGCAGCCUCCCAGGGAGCAGUUCUAGACACUGCAUAUCAAACACCAGCCGAUUCCUGGGCUCUGAUCUUCUCAAGACACAGCGUCACCUCCUGCAGGAAGGAAGCGAGGCUCAGCCUUGGUCCUUUCUUUCAUCAAGGUCCAGGUGGACAUGAGAUGGGCAGUAUGGGAGCCUCCUCCAGGUUCAAGUAUGUCCUUACCCUAUCUCCUGUCCUCAAACUGAGCUCUGUCCCAGUUUGGGCAGCCUUCCUUUCUCAUCUACAGCCCAGCCUUUGGAAUGUGGCAUUGGUAAUGGUGAUCCAACCUCAGGCUACAGCUUUAUCAGCUCAUAAGAGCAUCCUAACUCAGCAUGUGCCUGUCUCCACUUUGAAAUGUAUAACAAUGUAAAAGGCAAGCCAAUUUUCUUAUAGCUUUUUCUCUAAGCCUUUCCUUGAGGGAAAGGAAGAUAUAAUGACAAAGUUUGCCUCACCCUCCCCAUCUCUGGCAGGUCUAAAGUUUUCUGUUUCUCCCUCCAAAUGUUGCAUCUGUUGCUAUUGGCUGAAUAUCAGAAGAUAUUGACUUGACCUAGUCCCAGCUUUCUCCUCUGCCCAACUGGCUCUUUCUGCCUUUCUCAGCUCCCAGGCAUCGUCUUCUUUCUCUUGGUACCUUUCUUCACAGUGACUGGCAGGACACAGCAGGAGUGUUCUGGAGCCAAAGGUCAUGAGUGCUAUUAAUGAUGGCUCCAUAGCAGCAGACAGACUGCCUCUGCAGGCGAUCCUCCUUCUCCAGGCCAGCACCUGUGUCAAGGGCUAAGAAUAGACCACAGGGACAGGAGUAAGCAGGACCUAGGGACAGCUGCCCUGGGAUGCCCAUUUCAUGAAGAAGAUACUGUCCUGGCUGGUCCCCAGCAGGAGUCCCUACUCCCCUCCUCAAACGGAAGUCAGUUAGGAGUCGAAGUUCCAGGCUUCAGGGAGGACAGCUUCCAGAUCAUCACCCUUAAGCCAAGGGAGAAAAUAUAUUUAUGACUUUGCUCUUGGUACAGCGCUGGCUGGUAACUGGAAGAGCACCUGUCUCUAAUUAACCUUUGGCCAUCUGUCACUGCGGAUAGCGACCAGCAGCCAGCCAUCUGACUCUGGUCCAUCCUCAAUGUAGCCCUGGGGCCCUCAGGCUCGGAGCCUCAUUUUUUAGCUUCACAUGUCCUAGGUGCUUGGCCUAAAGCUAGAAAGACCAAGAAUGGCCACAGGCUGACUCAGGGCUCCCCUGUGACCACGGAUAACGCACUUCACAUCUUGGUGCUUUGGUUUCUCCAUCAGUAAAGUGGAUGGAGAACAAGCCACUCUACUUUUCCCUCUGCUCAGAGAUGACCUGAUGAUUCAGUCAAUGCUGCUGGUAGUGAAGGCGUCUCAUGGGGAAAAGGGUGACCCCAUUCUUUGGUAAAGAGAAAUAUGGAAAAAGAGGAGGUUUCAGAUACGCUUGGCACCCAGAAGCCCAGGAGGUAAGCAAGAAAGACAUGGGGACAGGGAGAGAGCCCCGGAGCAGGCAGAUACAUCACAGCACUGUUAACUCAGUACAGUAGCAUCUGGUGGGGGACAUUUGGUUACCUGGCUCUUGCUGGGCAUUUGUCAAUUCUUAAGUCCCAUGAUGUUUGUUUUUCCUGAAAGACCAAGAAAAAUACAAGGUAGUCUGUUUCUGGAAAUUGAUACUCACUGAAUGUUUGACAGACAGGAGGUGGAAUGAGCAGAGAGGGCCUGGAGAUGGUGUGGGAGGUGGCCAAAUGCUCUUUGAGAAGUAUCUCUUGCCUUUAUUCAAAGCCUUGAGGUUUCCCUUCUCAAAUGGACUCAUUUCCCUGGUCCCCUGCAGAGGAUGGAAAGCCCAACCCUGCUUUUCCAACACCUAUCUCAUCAGCUACAAAUGCUUGUGCACAUGGUAGGUCUUCACCACUCCCUGGUGUGCUUUUCUUGGAGCCUGCAGGCAAAACUUCAGAGAUACCUGGGGCUGGAGAGCAGCAUGCAGUUGCAGUUUUUUUUUCUUUUUUAAUCUUUUUCUAAAUUGGGAUAUUUUCCCCCUCACAAUUUGAAUUGAAAAUUUUAAGUUCAAUGUCUUUUCCUGCCCCCACCUAUGUUUUUUUCCUAUGGUUUGACUGUUAUCAUUUCAAAUACCAAGAUACACUUGGAACAAGAAGACAGAGGCAUCCUAAGAACCUCACUGUUCUUAGGACCUAACCCAGAGUGAGAGCAGGUGGGAGCCAUGGAGGACAUUAGCACUCAGGGGUGCUGCCCCAAUACCAAUUCUAAACUGGUUCCAAGAACAGUCUUGCAAAAGAAAACUAUACAAGUUCCAGUUCCCAUGGAUCAGUCCACCUGGUCCUGGCUAGGUCUAUUCUGGUAUAGAAAUUCUCACUGAAAAAAAAUUACAAAAAGACAGAAAGGUCACUUUCUGAGACCGCCCCCAGAGGAACAGAGUGCUCUCAAGGGCAGGUCUUGGGUACUGCUGCCAAAUUUUUCUGCCCUUGACCAAGGAGCCCUAGUCUGACUCCAUUCCCACCUGUUCUGAGUCUGGUCUGCAAGGUUAAUGCUAUUUGAUGCAAAAGAUCAACAGGCCACACUCCGAAAGUCAGAAAUAGUUCCUUUGAAUUUGUCUGAUUAUGUGUAGCAAGGCCAACCCCACUGGCCUAUUUGUUCCCACAAGGUAUUUCAGAUGGCGGCCAAAAGGAAGGAAUACAGAGACACCCUGCUGCGUCUAUGUGCUCAUCCAUGCACAUACUGACUGAUGAAAGGAUCCUGAAGCAUUUAUGAACAGGAGCUCGAAGAUGGAUGCUUGGAGACCGGGAGAGCCUCAGUGGAUGGUAGGCAAGAGAUAAGGAAGAGGCAGGACUCUAGGAGUAUACUGAAGGAAAUGGUGUCCAGCUGGUCAGUGCUUCCAAUUCCCUGGGGCAGAAACAACAAAGUGUAUUUUUUUCAAACACAGUAAAUUGAUUUUACAGAGUGA